GAUAGCUUUAGGCGCCUCAGCACGAAGUCCAUCAAGUUCAGGAGGAAGGGUGCCUUCCGCGCCGGCGUCUCCCUGGGGGAAUGUUUGCGCAACGUGCGGCUUUCAGGCAAUGAUUCAUACACAUUCUAUGAUAUGAAUGUGGACGCGAGGAAUAAAAUUUAUAUGCGAGUCUCGUGGACUGGUUAUCGUACGAUGACUUAUGAGAUCCCUAUGCAAGGAUAUGGAGGUCGCAUUGAUCUCCAGGCCCUUGCAAGGCGGGUCGCGCGAGCCUGCAUGCACUAUCUGCAGGCGAAUGCCAUGCCUAUCCCAUGGGAUCGAGUCGUCCUGCACCAUCUCGAGGAAGUCUCGGUCGGUGUGUGGCAACCGGUCAUGACAACAAGUUAA
This is a messenger RNA of Gloeophyllum trabeum ATCC 11539, 384 nucleotides long. RefSeq lists its product as uncharacterized. The annotation marks the transcript as partial. NCBI's taxonomy places the organism in Eukaryota, Fungi, Basidiomycota, Agaricomycetes, Gloeophyllales, Gloeophyllaceae. The transcript has 3 exons. The record is from RefSeq and is a predicted model, not a curated record.